Molecule: messenger RNA, 1122 nt
Organism: Triticum dicoccoides
Lineage: Eukaryota; Viridiplantae; Streptophyta; Magnoliopsida; Poales; Poaceae
Product: wall-associated receptor kinase 2-like
Exons: 2
Coding region: 1-1122 (373 amino acids)
Molecular function (GO): calcium ion binding; polysaccharide binding
Source: RefSeq, a predicted model, not a curated record
AUGGCUUUCAACAAAUUAGCACCUGCAGUAGGGUUCAUCGUAGCACUGACGGCGUUCCGCCUCACCGGCGUUGGAGCUUCUGUGCCACCAGGCAACUGCACGAGGGAAUGCGGUGGGCUGGAGAUCCCUUACCCAUUUGGCAUCGACCUCGAGGAUGGCUGCCAACUUUCUGACCGCCGGCAAGGCUUCAAGCUCCGCUGCCUAGACAGGGGCGGCCGUGGCAAGAGGCUACAUUACAUCAACCAGGAGGUGCUGGAGAUCUCGCUGGAGCAUGGCCAGGUCCGGUGGCUGAACAACAUCUCCUCCUACUGCUACAACGCCACCGCCGGGGAGAUGGAGGUCAACAGCCCGCCGUCGAACAUGGACCUGGAGGGCUCCAUCUUCCGGCUCUCCGACACCGCCAACAAGUUCACCGUGCUCGGCUGCAAGACGCUCGCCUACAUCGGCGACACGGACAACGUCACGUCGUACACGGCCGUGUGCGGGGCCACAUGCAAGGACGGCAACCUCUCGCUGCUGACCAACGGUUCCUGCGAGGGGAUCGGCUGCUGCCGGACGGCGAUACCGAGGGGGCUGGAGAACUACCGGGUGUGGUUCGACGGGAGCUUCAGCACCGGCCGCUGUAGCUACGCGGCGCUGGUGGAGGCGUCCAACUUCACCUUCUCCUCCGCCUACCUUUCCUCGUCGGCGUUCGUCGACGCCUACGGCGGGCAGGCGCCGCUGGUGGUGGACUGGGCUAUUGGAACGCUGCAAGGGGAGACUUGCGAGUCAGCACGCGCCAAGCCGGAGUCCUAUCCGUGCGUCGGCAACGACAGCGUGUGCAUCGACUCGCCUAUUGGACGAGGCUACUUCUGCAGAUGCAAGAAAGGGUACCAAGGAAAUCCUUACCUUCCAUACGGAUGCAAAGAUGUCGAUGAGUGCCUUGACCCAAAAAAUUGUGAAGGGACGUGCCACAAUAUCAUUGGAGACUUCAUCUGUUGUCCUCCGAGAACAAAAUAUGAUCCCAAAAAAAUGCAGUGCACCUCUACCAAAAAGAAAACUCUCGUCAUAGGUACCUACCUUUCAAUUAUUAUGGGGUAUAUGAAAACAACAAUAAGCUUAUUGGCAUAUGGUUUUACAUAG